Protopterus annectens (West African lungfish) is the source of this 1908-nucleotide messenger RNA. RefSeq names its product gap junction alpha-4 protein-like. Lineage: Eukaryota; Metazoa; Chordata; Ceratodontiformes; Protopteridae. Gene Ontology annotation, biological process: cell communication. The record is from RefSeq and is a predicted model, not a curated record. Gene Ontology annotation, cellular component: connexin complex. The transcript has 3 exons. Bases 334 to 1365 code for a protein of 343 amino acids.
CUUGUCCUUAGAGGAAACAAUGACAUCAAGGUUACAAGUGCAGAUGGGCCCUGCACUGAUAAUCCAUUUGAGUUCCUAUGCAAGAUUACGAACUGGCUACUUGUCCGAACUGCUGAAACAGAUUUAGGAAUAACCCAGCAGCCAGAGUGCAUGUCUCAUCUAUUACAUCAUCUUAUUCAUAAACAAGAGGAGAAUGUCCCAUGUUGUUCAGCACACCUGUGUGUGACUCGGAGGGAGGAAGAUGAAAGAAAGCAAGUAAUGGACAUCUGACCAAUACAUUCCCCUCCGCAUCAUCAUUCUUCUAAAGAUUUUCCAGUGCUAUCUACAAAAGGAAUGGGGGACUGGGGAUUUCUGGAACAGCUUCUAGAAAAAACCCAGCGGCAUCAAACCGUGAUUGGGAAUAUUUGGCUCUCCAUACUUUUCAUCUUCAGAAUUCUAAUCCUUGGGCUUGCAGGAGAGUCUGUGUGGGGAGAUGAGCAGUCUGACUACAAAUGUAACACUAUACAACCUGGGUGUCAAACUGUGUGUUAUGACAAAGCAUUCCCCAUUUCCCACAUCCGCUUCUGGGUCUUGCAGUUCCUGUUUGUGUCUUCUCCAACCCUAUUGUAUCUUGGACAUGUAGCAUGUGUAAUAAAGAAAGAAGAGAAACUCAGACAAAAGGAGGAAGCGUUGAAAUCAUUGCAAACAAAAGAUGAAAAGGUAGAACUCCUUCUACAGGAAGUAGACAGAAAGAUUUCUAAGCUAAAUGUUCAAGAAGAUGGAAGAGUUAAGCUAAAAGGGGCCUUAAUGUGUACAUAUAUAUGGAUAACAAUCUUCAAAGCUUUAUUUGAAGCUGGUUUCUUAUUUGGUCAGUGGUAUUUAUAUGGAUUUGUCAUGGAGGCUGUUUAUGUUUGCAAACGAUUCCCAUGCCCUCAUCAAGUUGAUUGUUUCAUGUCCCGUCCUACUGAAAAGACCAUUUUUAUAAUUUUUAUGUUGGUAGUAGCUAUUGUGUCACUCACCCUCAACUUAUUAGAGCUUUUCUACUUGUUGAUUAAGUGUCUGAGAGAUAAAAUUGAAACAAGAUCCCCUAAGUUGACAAAUCCACAGCUUGACAACCGCAAAACACCAAAUGCACCAUACAGUGAGAAAGAAUAUUUCUAUUUACCAGAGAUCAACAGUCCUCAGUAUCAGAACUGCAAUCGACUCUCAAGUGAGCAAAACUGGAACAACUUUAAGACUGAGCAAACACUAGCACAACAGAAGAGCAAAGACAACUUGCCCAGUCAUGAGGCUACUCAUGAUAUAUUGGGCUUGUCACAAUGUGUGCCUUAUCAAAGUCUAGGGAAUAAAUCACAGUAUGAAACACCCAGAAAGCAAUAUGUAUAAUCAAUACAGAGAAUUGUAUAUUUGAAUUAUGACUUUUUGAAAUGGUUUUAUAAAAACAUCUAAUCAUUGUAUACAAAGAUCUAAUUUAUGGCUAAUACUUUAUAUUUUUAAAUCAAUAACACACAACUUUGGCAUAGUGUUAGCAGUCACUCUAAAACAAAAGACAACCUUUUCUGAACAGCGGUGGUAGACAAAUGCAUACCUUUCAGAUGUCCCUGAUUUUGCAGAAUGUCCCUGAUUUUGCAGAAUGUCCCUGAUUUUGCAGAAUGUCCCUGAUUUUGAUUCAUAUUUUGCCCUGCCUCUCAUAAAUGUUUUGAUUUUCUGAUAAAUUACUGAGGAUUACAGUCAAUAAUUCAAUAUAUUCAAGUUUCAUACUUCAUAUUCUUAAAAAAAUGCAUAUUGAUGCAAAACCCAUUGUUUUAUUAACAUUUUAAAUGAACUAGAGUAAUAUUUACCAAAAAUGUCCACAAUUUUGGGCCUUGCCUGAACAAAGGAAUUGAAGGGUAUGGAUGAAUGCUGAAUAAAAAAAAGUUGUUUGAUUCA